This is a messenger RNA of Anisakis simplex (herring worm), 453 nucleotides long. The record is from the annotation of a GenBank genome assembly. Lineage: Eukaryota; Metazoa; Nematoda; Chromadorea; Rhabditida; Anisakidae.
GAGAAGAAAGACAGAGUUACGGAUGCGCUGAACGCAACCCGUGCAGCCAUCGAAGAGGGCAUUGUACCAGGCGGAGGAGUUGCUUUGCUGCGAGCAGCAAAGGUUCUCCCCAAUCUGAAGGUGGCCAAUGAAGACCAGAAACAAGGUGUUCGUAUCAUCCAACGUGCAAUCCGUGAGCCAAUCACGACGAUAGUGCGUAAUGCUGGCAUUGAUGCGUCAAGUGUGAUUGAGAAGGUGCUCGAUAAUAAGGCACUUGAUUUUGGUUAUGAUGCGAUGAAUGAUAAAUUUGUGAAUCUCAUCGAUGCUGGCAUCGUGGAUCCGACGAAAGUGAUCAGACAAGCACUGCAGGACGCCGCUGGAGUAGCCUCCCUGCUAGCCACAACCGAAUGUGUGGUGACAGAGGAAGUAGGUGAGAAAAAAGCCGUGAAUCCACUACGAGCAGGAUUGGAAUAA